AUGUCAGAUAACCCAGACGUCCCCAAAAACAACAAGGCCUUCGUGCCCCUCGAAAACAACCCAGAAGUGAUGUCCCAUCUAGUUCAUCAACUCGGACUCUCCCCAUCUUUAGGCUUCACAGACGUAUUCUCGCUCGAUGAACCGGAUCUCCUCGCGCUCGUCCCUCGCCCCUCGCACGCCCUCCUCCUCGUCUUUCCCGUCUCGAAAACUUACGAAUCAUCUCGCAUUGCAGAAGAUGGACCCCUAUCUGAGUACUCCGGCUCGGGCCCCCAAGAACCCGUAACGUGGUUUAAGCAGACGAUUCGGAAUGCAUGCGGGCUUAUCGGACUCCUCCAUACCGUGUCGAAUGGCGAGGCGAGGCAGCAUAUUCUUCCCGGUUCAGAUUUGGAGGGACUUCUGAAAGAGGCGGAGGGGUUAGAGCCUAACCAGAGGGCAGAUCUGUUAUAUGAGAGUAAGGCCUUGGAGAGUGCGCAUGCUGAUGCGGCGAAAUUGGGUGAUACGCAGGCGCCUGGGGCCGAGGAUGAUGUGGAUUUGCACUUUGUGGCAUUUGUUAAAGGUGCUGACGGGAAACUGUGGGAACUUGAUGGGCGGAGAAAGGGGCCUCUGGAGCGUGGUGCGCUUGGAUCUGAGGAGGAUGCGUUGAGUGAGAAGGCGUUGAAGCUGGGGGUUAGACGGUUCUUGGAUGUUGAGGCCAAGGGAGGAAACCCGGAUCUGAGAUUCAGUCUUGUUAGUCUAGGGGGUGUUUUUGAUUGA
This is a messenger RNA of Aspergillus puulaauensis, 753 nucleotides long. Its product is annotated as ubiquitin carboxyl-terminal hydrolase. Gene Ontology annotation, molecular function: cysteine-type deubiquitinase activity. Bases 1 to 753 code for a protein of 250 amino acids. Gene Ontology annotation, biological process: protein deubiquitination; ubiquitin-dependent protein catabolic process. Gene Ontology annotation, cellular component: cytoplasm. The record is from RefSeq and is a predicted model, not a curated record. Lineage: Eukaryota; Fungi; Ascomycota; Eurotiomycetes; Eurotiales; Aspergillaceae. The transcript is spliced from 2 exons.